Molecule: messenger RNA, 5418 nt
Organism: Bombus huntii
Lineage: Eukaryota; Metazoa; Arthropoda; Insecta; Hymenoptera; Apidae
Product: bestrophin-4-like
Exons: 12
Coding region: 3283-5328 (681 amino acids)
Molecular function (GO): chloride channel activity
Source: RefSeq, a predicted model, not a curated record
ACUUUCCUGUUAACAUUAUUAAAUUAAUUUAUUCUACAUUACUUCUUUACUCGCAAAUUUUCUAAAAAAACAAUGAUAUUAACCAUUUUUUCUUGUCACGUCUCGCGCUUCACAUGAGCCGUAACGUGAACCAGGAAAGAAAAAGGAAUACGUCAUAAGUCGCGAAUAGUCAACCAACAAACCAAGCACAGUUCUGCCCGAGCAGUCGAGCUAGGCGGACGUAAAAUAUAGUGCUUCUGACAUAGUGCAAGUGAACCAACCAAGGAUGGAAAAAGUUCCAACGAUAAGAAUAUUAAAUAAAGGAGAAACAUACACUAUAAACAGGGCAGUAGACCAACAGUGUCCAAUCAAAACAAUAAGUGAAGUACAGGACUGCUCAAAUACAAAAGAAAUAGAAAUGGAAAUAAUACAAGAAGACGACGUAAAGAGCAAUACCAACAAGGAUCUACCACAACAUAACGAAAGCUGGAAGACUGUAACUCCCAGCAAAAAAAGAAAAAUAAACGCAAACACAAACGAUAGGAGGACCACAGAAACAGAAAGACAGCAAUGGCUACAGGAAAUUCCCACACAAAACUCCUUCAGCUCGCUGACAGAAGAGAUGGACACAGACCCUACAGAAAAACCGAGAACACACACGCCUAAGCCACCGCCAAUCUACAUAGACGCAAAAAUAAUAGACCCCCUCAUUGACCUGCUAAACAGCACGGCAGGAAAAGAAAACUACACUAUUAAACAGCUCAAACUGGACCAGGUAAAAGUACAAACCAAUACCCCAGAAACCUACAGAAAAGUAACUAAAGCGCUAAAGGAAAAAAACGCUGGGUAUCACAUUUACCAAUCCAAAUCCGACAAGAGCUACAAAGCGGUAAUCAGAGGUCUACACCCUAAAACAAAUACAAACAAAAUAUGCGAGGAAUUGGCCAAGAUCGGACACCAGGCAACAGUUGGUUUAAUACAUUUUGUGCAAUAACAUAACAAGUAUACAACAUUGACAUUAAUAAACGAUUACUUGUUAAAGGGAGAGAUUGAAAAUUGAUUUUCAUGAGUUGGAAAAAUUAAUGGCCACAUAUCAGCGAUGGUAAAUUGAAUUGAAGUUUCUGUAAUAAUUACCUUAAUUAAAACGUGGAAUUUAUUUCGUUUGACGUGUUCACAAGUAACGUGUAAUAAAUUUCGAUUUAUCAAUUGGCAAAACGCUUUCGAUUGAACGUUCUUUUACGUACAUUGGACCCGUGCGAGGUAAGAUAUAUUUAAUGUUAAUGCACUUUAUGCGUAAAGUGGCAGACAAUGGUAAAAGUGCAAUGGUAAUUUUUAAUAUUUUAACAUUGCACUUUAAACAUUGCACAUAGCACAUAUAAUAUACUAUGUCUUUAAUUAUCGCAAUUAUAUAAAAUUGUUUGUCAGUCAUAAAAAUGUUCUUACAACGAAUAACGCUAUUUCAUAUUUUUAUAACGAUAUAAAAGAUAAAUUUGUAUAUUGGUACUUAUUUACAGGCUAAAUAAUACAGUUAGUUCCAAGAAUUAUGUCGAUUAACAUAUUCACAAUUUUCCAUAAAUUUUCUUCGACUACUUUCUGGUACUUGUUUCAUCUGACACUGCGCUCUCUUGUAUAUUUUCGUCAUAUGCUUAUUUUCGAGUUCUAUCUUCGUAAAGUUCAUUGAUUAGAUUUCUUUGCAGUAUCUUGAAUUUUUAUUAAAUUUACAGAGAAUAAACCGCUUCGAAUUAGUUUUAUUAUUUAGAUUUGGAUUAGUUUUAAUCUAUUUCGAUUAAAGACUAGUUUCAAUCUAUAUCUAUUAUUUAAUGUCGCAUGCUUCUUUCGAACAUAGAUAUUUUUAGACCGCUCCCUCGAGGUACAACGAGCGACCGUCAGACAAUCUGUUAGACACAAUGUUGACGCUUCGCGCACGUGUCAAACAGCACAAAACUUGCAGACGAAAUGAAAUGUUUUCGUUAUCAUAUCGAUGACUGACUCACCACUGAAAUAAUUCGGUUAAACAAACGGUGUUCAUAAAUCACACGCGCGAAUAGUUGGUCUGAUUGUUUUUUCUUUUUCUUCUUUUUAUUAAAUAAUCACUAGAAGACUACAUCAAAUUUUUAAUUUAACAGUUAAUGUAAUUAACAGAUAAUUAUAUAAAAAUUAAUUUUUAAUUAUCAUUUAGUAUGGUCAUAAUGUAGAUCUAUUCUAAAUAUAAACUAAAACUUAUAUAUGUUGUUUGUAAAUGUGUUUCAAGGGAAACGGGGAAAGCGUUAAAGCGGGGAAUGGAAAUCUGGAGGAUUUAUUUCAGUAGAUGACAAAACAAAUUUGAACAACUAAGAUAACAAAAAUUUUGAGUAUAAAAUAUCCACAAUGCAUUCACUCUGAUAUUUAGUAAGUGAAACGAAUCUCUGUCUGGGUCCUGCGUCUUUUAGUUGCGUUUAAAAAAAUAUGAACUGAAAUCAACAUCUAAUUGUAGAAUAAAAUAAAAUAUCAAAUUAGACCGCAAAACUGAAAUAAAAUAGCUGAAUGAUUCUACUGUCGCUUAAUAUUGGAGUAAAUUUGAUAUUGAAUGAAACGUCUAAUAAAAUAAAAAUGUCGUCAUAGUAAACUGUCAUAUUUAUUUAAAAAAAAUCGACUGCUUUCGCUUUCUUACUGCUACUCUCAUUCAUCAAUUUUAUCCAUUUAUAGAAUCUACGCCCGAGAUACUAUGUAAACUUGGUGGUAAUGUACAAAAUUAAUCCAAGAACAACUUCCGUUAGCAAUUUAUCAGUAAAUAAUACCUAAUCUAAGAGUACAAUUGCGAGCAUACCGAGAAGGCUUGUAUAAAUUGUAUAUUUACUCAGAUGGCGGUUAUACCGAUGACCAAAGUUAUAUUUAACGGCAUCGCUGCAUACUGGCGCAAAUGCCAAAACUACUCAGCAUUAUUUACAGUGCAUAAAACAAACCGUUUAGACACCUCUCAACGUUUGUACAGUUUCUUCCACUUUCUUCUAUAAACGUCCUUAUGCGAUAUCCAGUUUGCAUUAAAAUCAAACAGCAUUAUUAAAGUUAUAGAUUUAGCGAAUGAUCCAGAAUGGAUUUCAUAUCAAUAAUUCUUCUACCAAAAAAAGGUUGUAAAACGAUUAUCAAUUGAAAAAUUAUUAUAAAAGUAUUAUUAUAUAUGAGGAGAAUGUUUUACUCCAUUAUACGUUUGUUCCAUAAGCCUGAGAUUAAUGAAAGUGAAGUAACAAUGAAAAGAAAGAAAUUACUAUUGCUACGACAAGCUUACUUCCAUUACGAAACUGGUAAAUAGCGAAUGAAAGAAGGAUGACAGUCUCGUACCAGUAUCAAGUGGCAAACUCUACCAGAGGUGGAUUCACCAGGCUUCUUUUUAUGUGGAGAGGAUCACUGUAUAAGCUCAUCUAUAGAGAAUUACUCUUAUUCCUGAUACUCUUUGCAGCAAUCUCCACUGUUUACCGUCACAUGCUCAGUAUCAAACUGAAAAGAGAAUUCGAAAAGAUUGUCAUUUAUUGCGAUAAUUUUAUUAAUUUAAUUCCAUUAAGUUUCGUUCUUGGAUUCUACGUAUCUUACGUUGCUCAAAGAUGGUGGCAACAAUAUCAAGCGAUACCUUGGCCCGAUAAGGUAAUGCAUUUAAUUGCUUUGUACGUUACUGGAAACGACGAAUACGCUCGUACACUUCGAAGAGCUCUGAUGCGCUACUUGAACCUUUCCCUGAUACUUGUUUUACGUUCGAUCAGUUCGGCGGUGAAAAAACGAUUCCCAACGCUCGAUCACGUCGUUGAUUCUGGUUUUAUGACAGCGUUUGAAUUGGAUUUAUUUUUGGCAGUACCAAGCUUAGAAUUCAACACUUAUUGGAUCCCUUGCACAUGGUUUAUCAACCUUCUAAAAGAAGCGCGUCAUAAUCACAGAAUUCCCGAUCCUCAGGGAUUAAAAUUAAUUAUGGAGGAAUUCAGCGAAUUUCGUACAAAAUGUGGCCUUUUAUGGAGCUACGAUUGGAUAUCAAUUCCGUUAGUUUACACGCAAGUAGUGACAUUGGCGACGUACAGUUUCUUUGCCGUGGCUUUAAUAGCUCGUCAGUACAUCGAUGGUAAAGAAAAACAAUUCCAGCUGCAGAUUGACAUUUACAUACCUGUUUUUACUCUGCUACAAUUUUUCUUUUUCAUGGGCUUGUUAAAGGUAGCGGAACAAUUAAUUAAUCCUUUUGGCGAUGACGACGAAGAUUUCGAAUUGAAUUGGAUAAUUGAUCGCCAUACAAAAGUAUCAUACCUUGGAGUAGAUACCCUUAUGAAUCGUUGUCCACCAUUGGUCAAAGAUAUUUACUAUGACGCUGAAAAUCUAAUUUUACCAUACACUGAAGCAGCGGCUGCUUACAAAAAGAAAACUUAUCGCGGUAGUGUGGCACACAUGACCGUUCCCGAGGAAAAGCAAACUAUGUUUCUACCAGAUGUUAUAGAAGAGGACGAAGAGGACGUAAAACCGUCACAUCACACAUCAACGAUGAGUUUAGCUACUCAUCCUAAUGACAGCCCACCGUGUGAAAGGCGCCAGAUCAGCCCGCGCCCUGAAACACCUACGAAAAUUGAUCAAACUUGUCCUGAGACAAUUUUACAGUUUGAUAUUCAAGAACCAUCGGUCCACGCCGACCAAAUAGAACAAAAAGCGAAAAAUAUAGCAGACACUAUAAAGAAAUUUUCAUCUUUAGGAAAGUAUUCGUUGCCACGAAUUGAUUCAAGCCGAAAGCCAUUUUUCACAUUAACAAAAAGUCCUAAGUUGGUUAUACAACCUUGGCCGAGUACGUCCAAUUUAUCAAUACCCUCGAGACAAAUCAUAGACACACCUUCCGUUUACAUGGAUAAUCUAAAUCCAUGGAGAGAUUAUAGUCCAAAAGUUGCACUACCAUACUCGUUUGAUGUUGGUGGUUCGGAACAUUCCCCGGAAGAGCAAGGGCAAUACGACUUCGAAAGUGUACAUCCAUCAGACGAUACUGCUAUAAACCCAAGUGACAGUCCUCAUUCAGAUACAUGCCAGUUACAGUGCCAACAUUACGGUACUUCUUAUUUAACGCUGCCAGAAACACCUUUGUCAAUCCCGUCGAAAGCAACGAUGCCGAAAAAUAGAAGCCCCAAGUUUCUUGUAAGAAGACAUAAAUCAAUGGGGACAGGUAGAAAGAAAGGUAUUCAAUGGAAACGGAUCGUGAAAACUACUAAGAAAAAUACACCAGACGGUAUGCCGAAAACCGAACGAAGCUUAACUCGUUCGAGGGACUCGCCAAAUUUAAAAUUAAAAGAAACAUCGCCGAAUACAAACAAAGACGAUAUAUCUGAUACAGACACAUCGGGCGAAGAAGGAUGAGUCUAAAGAUUGUAAUUACACAUCUAUGUGAUAAUUAUUAAGGAAUAUAAAAUAAUGCGUUAUAUAAAAGUAUUUAUCAGUAUAAAAUGG